Molecule: messenger RNA, 3207 nt
Organism: Epinephelus fuscoguttatus (brown-marbled grouper)
Lineage: Eukaryota; Metazoa; Chordata; Actinopteri; Perciformes; Serranidae
Gene: lgi3
Product: leucine-rich repeat LGI family, member 3
Exons: 9
Coding region: 522-2168 (548 amino acids)
Biological process (GO): regulation of exocytosis
Cellular component (GO): synaptic vesicle
Molecular function (GO): protein binding
Source: RefSeq, a predicted model, not a curated record
CUGCAUCCCUGAUGCCUCCUCGUCUGCUCUCAUGACUGCAGCAGCUCGACAUGACUUCACACAUGAUAAGAGCUCCACAAUAAUCUUCCAUCAGCACUGACCCAACCUCGCCGCCCCUCUUUCUGCCUCCUCGCUGCUGCUGUUGUUUAAGGCUUUCUGCCUGUGCUGUAGUAAAUAAUUUAUUGUCAGCGGCGCUACCUACAGGUCCUAGUGCGGAGAAAACACUCCUGCUCGUCAUUCCUGCAGUGUUCACUCUGGCAGCAGCUCCUGAGAGAGACAGAGAGAAAGAUUGCAUAGAUCCAAGGAAGCUGCAGAGCACCCACACCCACGGAGGAUACACAGGACUCCCCCUCCUCCCUCCCUUUCUUUCUCUCACUCUGUCUCUCUUUCUCGUGCUCAGCUCUGCACUCAGCAUUAUCAGAUCUGUUGGGGCUGUAGGUACGCUGACCAUCGCCUCUCAACAAGCCACUUGAGGAGAAACUUCAAGAAGCUCAUCAGCUUCCCUUUCCUCCUGCCCAAGGAUGCUGAAGCUCAGACAAGGAUGGACAAGGCUGAUCUGCUUGUCGCUUCUGUGCCUGUGUCUCAGCCUGCUGGGGGAAUCAAACGCCAGGAGAGCCCCCAAGAUACCCCGCUGUCCUGCUACCUGCUCCUGCACCAAAGACAGUGCUUUCUGUGUGGAUACUAAGGCUAUCCCCAAGAGCUUCCCCCCUGGAAUCAUCUCUCUAACGAUGGUGAAUGCAGCCUUUACUACGAUCCCAGAGGGAGCCUUCUCUCACCUUCACCUCCUGCAGUUCCUGCUAUUGAACUCCAACACAUUCACCACCAUUGCUGAUGAUGCCUUUGCUGGACUGUCUCACCUGCAGUACUUGUUCAUUGAGAAUAAUGACAUCCAGGCUCUCUCAAAGUACACCUUCAGAGGACUCAAAUCCCUGACUCAUCUAUCUCUCUCAAACAACAACCUGCAGCAGCUGCCGAGAGAUCUCUUCAAACAUCUAGACAUCCUCACUGAUCUAGACCUGCGGGGGAACUCUUUCCGCUGCGACUGUAAAAUCAAGUGGUUGGUAGACUGGAUGGAGAAAACCAAUACUUCUGUUCCUGCUAUCUACUGUGCCAGCCCCUUUGAAUUCCAGGGACGCAGAAUCCACGACCUCACACCGCGAGACUUCAACUGCAUCAGCGCAGAUUUUGCUGUUUAUGAAACCUUUCCUUUCCACUCUGUGUCCGUGGAGUCCUAUGAGUUCAAUGAGGAUCAGUUUGUGGCCUUUGCUCAGCCUGACACAGGGUUCUGCACCUUGUAUGUAUGGGAUCAUGUAGAGAUGGUCUUCAGAAAGUUUCACAACAUUACCUCUCGCUCUGCUGUGUACUGCAAACCAGUGGUGAUAAACAACAGCAUUUACAUGGUUGUUGCUCAACUGUUUGGAGGAUCUCAUAUUUACAAGUGGGAAGAGGACCCGCAGCGCUUCGUGAAGAUCCAAGACAUUGACACCACUCGAGUAAGGAAGCCCAACUUCGUGGAGACCUUUCAGCUGGAUGGAGAGUGGUACUUUGUAGUGGCAGACAGCUCCAAGGCAGGCUCCACCAGCAUUUAUCGCUGGAACAGCAAUGGUUUCUACACCCAUCAGUCCCUCCAUCCCUGGCAUCGGGACACACAUGUGGAGUUCCUCGAUGUUGGGGGAAAGCCUCACCUCAUUCUCUCCAGUGCCUCUCAGCCACCGGUGGUUUACCAGUGGAACCGAGGCCAGAAGCAGUUCGCUUUCUUCUCCCAAAUCACAGAGCUAGCGGAUGUGCAGAUGGUCAAGCACUUUUGGGUGAGGAAAGUUCUUUACCUUUGCCUCACACGGUUCAUAGGUGACUCCAAGAUCCUACGCUGGGAAGGGCAACGUUUCAUAGAGAUCCAGACUCUUCCCUCACGGGGCUCAAUGGCAGUGUAUCCUUUCACAGUGGGCCUCCGCCAGUAUCUCAUCCUUGGAAGUGAUUUCUCCUUCUCCAGAGUAUACCUGUGGGAUGACCUCACUCAGCGCUUUCAGCCCUUCCAGGAGCUCAACAUGAGAGCCCCGCGAGCGUUCAGCUUGGUAUCUGUUGACAACAAGGACAUACUGCUGGCUGCCAGCUUCAAAGGCAACACCCUGGCUUACCAGCACCUGGUGGUGGAUCUCAGUGCCAAGUAGACAUGCUACAGUCAGAGCGCAAGGAGGUGUUCCUGAGCAUUUAUCAACAUGUGCCAAAUAAAUGAAAGACUGCAAAAUGUUUAAGCCAUGUAACUAAAGGUCUGCUGUUUCACCUGAUGUUUUAAGCGAGGCAACUAAUAAAAUGAUGAUCUAUUUUUAUGCACUAACCCUUAACAUCUGAAUGAAAUAAUGUGAUAACACACAGCAUCAGUAACACGCCAACAUUACUGCCGCAUUACUGCUUCUGUUCUGCCAACCAUAUAUUUAGGCCAAUUAUUUUUUCAAACGUAUUAUAUUGUAUACUGUACUUUACUAAUGUGAAAAUGAUGUGCAUGUGCAUCUACUGAAUUACUCACUGGAUGAGACUGGAUGAGAUGGGAUAUUGUAAAACUAUAAAGGUUUUGUAAGUUACACAGUGUAGUUUAUCUGUGUGGCAUUUUGCAUGACAUGGUACACAUGAUAUAACUAUGUAAAAUAAGCAAUACUUACCUGCGCAAUACUUUGAAUCCUUUGUUGUGUUUAUCUUUAUAUAUGAGAUGCCCUUGAAUUUGUUUUGGAUAUAAUGGUCAUUUUGCAAUAAUAACAUGAUAUCAGAGUCGGCCUGACGCAUGAGCAAACUAAGGCUUCAAAAUGAACGGAAAAUGUGAAGUUUUUAAAGAUGAUAUCCUUGGUUUUGUCUUCCAAAUCCCAAAACAUCCCAGCAGUUGACGACAGUGGGGUCUUUUGGGCGGCAACUUGGGGAUUAAAUUAAAAACAAAACUGAAAGGUGUUGUAAAAAAAUGUGGGAAUUUCUGGGAGCUAUAACAAGAACAGGGAUGAUUAUUAAAGUUAUAAAAACUUAGAACCCUUUGCUAUGUUUUUAUGUACAGUCACAAACUAUUGUUGCUGUGUACAUUUGCACAUUGAAUAGAGUGGGUGGGAAAGGGGUACGAUUAAAUCCAGCUUAUGGCCCCUAAAAAGUCCUGUGUCCUGUCUUAUGUGGUUAGAACAUCUUUUCAAAAACAACUCCAAACACAACUUCUGCAGCUAUUAAUAGUUU